Molecule: messenger RNA, 2155 nt
Organism: Styela clava
Lineage: Eukaryota; Metazoa; Chordata; Ascidiacea; Stolidobranchia; Styelidae
Product: carbonic anhydrase 2-like
Cellular component (GO): cytoplasm
Molecular function (GO): carbonate dehydratase activity; zinc ion binding
Source: RefSeq, a predicted model, not a curated record
AACCGCCGAACAGGGAGCUCUCGAAACGGAACAACGUCUCAGUGUAACCACGAAUUAAAAUAAAAGGCGUAAUUUUGGGUGAAAUAUCGGACUCGGAGAAAAUUUUAGAAAAUGAAAAAGAUAUUUAUAGCCAUCUGGCGGCUACACCCACCUUCAAAUGCUGGGAAAGUCACCGCAACAACAAUCCAGCAAAACGUUCCAAAUGGCCAUUUUGUAGACAAUAAUGUGGAUACGCGAGGCACAAUUGCCGUUUUGCAUUCGAACGUAUAAUUUUAUUGGGUAGCAUUAUCAAACUGAAGUUGUACUGGAUUAUGCCUUGCUACGCAAAACACAGGGUAGUAAAUUACCCUACGUAACACGGUCUCGUAGUGAAAAGAAACUCAUUAUCUAUAAUAUAAUCCCAAUAUGAAAAAAUCGAAAACUUUGCAUGGUGAUAGAGCUUAUUUCCUGUUUCCUCGACUCCACGUCUAUCCACCGGUGACUAGCAACCUUUUGGUGAAUUAAUAGAAAGAGCUUUCGUGUUAUUUAUAUUCAGCGCUCCGUUACAAUUAGGAUUCGUUUUCGUGUGCGAUGUUGAAUAAAUAUACGGCAUAAUCGUGUUGAGGGGCUCAAAGCAUCUAAAAGGGGGAUGUCGAUAAUCGAGACAGUACCAGUCAGUCAGAAUUGAACUAUUAUACUAAUAAUAAAAUGUUGAUGUAGCGGGAUUCUGUAUCAUACCACAAGGCUUUACAACUUUAAUAUAUACAUGGUUAUUUGAUCGUGCCGGUAAUCAAGCUUAUAAGAAUUGUUACUCUGAAUUUACAGUACUGAAAUAUAUCGGAACUACGCUAUGCGUGAAAACUUAGCCUUUGGCUGCCACUUUGUGCACACGACACGCAACAACCCGAUAGAGUCUGGAUAGACUAACACGCGUUAUGUUCACCACGUACCAACGAACGGUUUGAUUAAGGAAAGUAUUCAACAAUCAGCAGUCGGCUGUAUUGAAAGUCGCUGACAAGCAACAGUGGGUCGCGCUUUGUUUUCAAUGGGUUUUGAAUGCCCGUCCAGCUAUCGUAACAAUGAGAUCUUUAGUUAACAGGCUAGCAAGUCGCUGUAUUACUCAAAUACAUAUUAGGUCUACAGCGAAGAUGUCACACGCUUGGGGAUAUGCUUCUUCACAACUGCCUCCAGAGAAAUGGCAUGAACAGUAUCCAAUUGCGAAUGGGAAGAAUCAAUCGCCUAUAGAUCUUGUCUGCUCCGCAGCAACGGUGAAAGAUUUUCCAGAUUUCAAUCUUUCUUACAAACCUUCUGAUUUGAAAAAUGUCGUAAACAAUGGGCAUUCUGUGACAUUCUUCGCCAGUGGCGGAGCUUCAGUUCUAUCAGGCGGACCACUGAGCAGCCAAUAUACACUUGAACAGUUUCAUUUCCACUGGGGGGAAGAUUCUAGACGAGGAUCAGAGCAUUUACUGGACGGAAAGAGUUUUGCAGCUGAAGUUCAUCUUGUCCAUUGGAACUCCGGGAAAUACGAAUCUUUCGUGGAAUCGCUCAAUCAUCCUGACGGUCUGUGCGUAUUGGGAGCAUUUUUACAGAAAUCCGAAGCGGAAAACGCAAACUACAAACAGUUGUUCUCAGAAAUCAAAGAAGUUCCUUUACAGGAUGACAAACGCGAUGUGGAGCGAAAAUUUGAUCCACGAAUUCUGUUGCCUGAAAAUAUCAAGAAUUAUUUUCAUUAUUCCGGCUCGCUAACAACACCCCCUCUUAAUGAAUGUGUCCAAUGGGUUGUGUUCAAGACUCCAGUUGAUUUAUCGGAGGAACAGUUGCAAGCUUUCCGCGAUCUCCAUAUAGGAAAGGAAAAAGAUAACCCAUGUCUCUGUGACAACUACAGACCUCCUCAAGAUGUUGGUACACGUGAAGUCUUUUCAUGCUAGUUGACUUCGAUACAACAUAGUUUCAAAGCAACUUUCAAUAUGUUAGCAAUUAUAUUCGAAUUGUGCGUGUAUGUUUCUUUAUUGUGUUGGUGAAUGCUAACAGCUUGCUUUUGUUGUAAUUUCAAAUUAUGUUAAUUCUUCCCACUGCAAAAUUUUAUGUUUUCAAUGUAGUAUGUAAGAGUAAUUCACAAAAUAUAAUCCGGCAUUCGCUAUUAAAAGAUAUAAAGUUAUAUGUCUUUUAUAUCGGA